Messenger RNA from Pocillopora verrucosa, 1786 nucleotides. NCBI's taxonomy places the organism in Eukaryota, Metazoa, Cnidaria, Anthozoa, Scleractinia, Pocilloporidae. The record is from RefSeq and is a predicted model, not a curated record.
CUACAAUCAGUUGCAGUUUUUGCCCCGAGGGAUACUUAGCAAUAAUAUCAAUCUGACGGAACUGGAUUUAUCAAACAACGAAAUUCAGAGUCUGCCCAUGGAUGUUUUUGGCAACCUGACUCAGAUGAAAAAGCUCUUACUCUCCAGUAACAAACUUCAGCGCUUGCCAAGGUUCAAAAACCUCUCCGAGUUGAAAAUAUUAUACCUGUAUAACAACAGCCUCGUACACCUGUCACCUGAUCAGUUCCAAGGCCUGUCCAAACUGGAAGAACUGGCUGUUUACGAAAACAAUAUUGACUACCUGCCACAUGAAGUUUUUAAAGGCAUGAAAAACAUGAUGUCUAUGAGCUUUUAUUUCAACAAUAUCCGUACCGUUAGCAACGAACAAUUCAAAGAUGUCGCCCCAAGUAUUCGAUUCCUGUACCUCCAUUACAACGAAAUGCGAGAACUACCGGAGGGUUUCUUCACAAACAUGAAGAAUCUAAUAACUGCGACUGUAGACACCAACCUGAUGUGUUGCCAUUUGACGAAGGAGGAUGCAGAUUGCGACUUUGCUUAUGUCGACAGCUUCGCCAGUUGUGAAACUUUGUUCAGAAAUCGAGCUCCCAGGGAGUGCCUCUGGGUGAUUGGAAUUAUGUCGUUGGUUGGUGCUGUGUUUGUCAUUGUGUGGCGGUUGGUGUUUAGGGAGACGAAGAAGAAAAACAAGAUACAGUCCAUCAUGUUGAUACAUUUGGCUGGGUCCGAUGGACUUAUGGGUGUCUACCUCCUAACUAUAGGUGUGGUGGAUGCCAUUUGGGCAGGGGAGUAUUAUUUGCAUGACUAUUACUGGCGUUCAAGUUUGACAUGUCAGAUAACAGGUGCCAUUGCCGUGUUGUCAAGUGAGGUGUCUGUAAUGACGAUUUGUUUGCUCUCCGCCGACCGGAUGAAGAAUGUUCUGUUCCCCUAUCGUGGAAAGUCCCUUACACUUAAGGUUACGCACCUUUUGUGCUUCCUUAUCUGGAUUGUUGGUGGCAUAAUUGCAUUUAUUCCCACGGUGGGCUUCGACUACUUCGGUAGUCGCCAGAAAGGUCAUCACUUUUAUGGCAGAUCAGUUGUAUGUCUGCCAUUGCAGCUUUCCACAGAUAAGCCGUCGGGCUGGGAGUACUCUGUUGCCAUGUUUGUGGGUUUAAACUUUACCCUUGUGCUCUUUGUCGUUGUGGCAUAUGCGAUGAUAAUCUAUAAGUCCUGCGCAUCAAACAGGCGCAUGGCUAAGCAAGGGACCGAAAGAGAGAGGAGAAUGAAAGCCAAGGCAAGGGCAGCCGAUCUAAGGAGGGAGGCCUCGCUCGCCAAAAGAGUGUUCUUCAUUGUUCUUACCGACUGUGUCUGCUGGCUGCCUAUUGUGGCGAUUGGAAUGAGGUCUCUCUUGGAAAAAUCCUUCCGUACACCUGGUGACCUCGCAGUUUGGAUCGCAGUCUUUGUUCUGCCGGUUAACUCUGCCAUCAAUCCCAUUCUUUACACCUUGUCUACCCCACAGGUCCGAGGAGUCAUCAGAGCCAAACUCCAACCAUUGUGGGAUUAUCUGGUGGCAAAACUCGGCCGAAAUCAAGAUGUUGAAGUUCAAGAUCAGGGAAUAGAGAUGAGAGUCAUCGAAGAAGUACAAAACCAAGAGGAAGUGGGGAGCACUGACGAUAGUGAGGAUGAAUCGCAAGAAGAACAAGGAGAUGGUGAGCACCAUGCAGGAUCAGGCGAAGACAAUGAACAACCUUUUGAAUCCCAGCAAGUUGAACAUGAACAAGACGAAGAACCA